This is a messenger RNA of Fragaria vesca subsp. vesca, 1936 nucleotides long. Its product is annotated as putative laccase-9-like. Gene Ontology annotation, molecular function: hydroquinone:oxygen oxidoreductase activity; copper ion binding. The transcript is spliced from 7 exons. The record is from RefSeq and is a predicted model, not a curated record. Lineage: Eukaryota; Viridiplantae; Streptophyta; Magnoliopsida; Rosales; Rosaceae. The coding region runs from base 77 to 1879 and encodes 600 amino acids. Gene Ontology annotation, cellular component: apoplast. Gene Ontology annotation, biological process: lignin catabolic process.
AGUGAGCGUUCAUCAGACUCCCUACAGCUCAAAUGCCUGUUGCAAACUACUGAAAUACUGCAGAGUGGUGAGUAUUAUGAGUAUAACUAGUCCAGUUAUGUCGACACAGUUUGCGGUGUUCGCUGUUCUUAUUAUUCUGAAGGUCCUCAUCUCUCUGGCUCAAGCCGAAGUGUAUUACCACGAUUUUAUAGUUAAGGAGGUAAACUUCACUAGAUUGUGUGAAUCAAAGCUCAUGUUAGUAGUAAACGAGAGUUAUCCAGGUCCUGCAAUACGAGCUCGCAAAGGGGAUACAAUUUAUGUUAAUGUUUACAAUCAAGGGUAUUAUGGUUUCACCAUUCACUGGCAUGGAGUGAAACAACCAAGAAAUCCAUGGUUUGAUGGUCCAGAAUAUGUGACACAAUGUCCAAUCUUACCGGGGACAAAUUUUACCUAUCAAGUUCAGUUGAGCACAGAAGAAGGAACACUAUGGUGGCAUGCUCAUAGUGAUUGGACUAGAGCAAGCGUUCAUGGUGCCAUUGUCGUCUUGCCUGCUCUUGGAACAACAUUUCCAUUUCCUGAGCCUGAUGAAGAGGAGAUCAUUGUGUUUGGAUCUUGGUAUUUGGGUAAUUUGAAAGAACAGGUUGACGAGUGUUUGGAACCUGCAACUAACUCUAACUUACCCAUAGCAGCAGGUUACACAGUAAAUGGCCGCCUUGGAGAUUUCUCUCCAUGCUCCAAAAAUACAACUUAUCGUCGUAAGGUGGACUACGGCAAGACAUAUCUUCUACGGAUAGUGAAUGCAAACAUCGAUGUAGAGUUUUACUUUGCCAUUGCUGAACACAACCUCACUGUGGUUGGUUUGGAUGGCUCCUAUGCCAAACCCAUUAACACAGACCUUAUAGUGAUAGCCCCUGGACAAACAAUGGACGUGUUGCUCAACGCAAAUUCGACUCAGGGGAGAUAUUAUUACAUGGUCGGAAGAGAAUACUUAAGUGCUACAGUUGACACAGCAUCUGACGAUGAUGCUAUUGCAAUCCUUGAAUAUAAUGGCAACUAUACCACUUCAGAAGCUCCUUUAUUUCCUGAACAGAUUCCCGAUUCCUUAUCCCAAGCACCAGCACUCAACUUCUACAGAAAAAUUAGAAGCUUAGCUACCCCAGAAUAUCCUGUAAAUGUUCCAAAAGAGAGUGACGUUACUACCAGAAUGUACAUAACAGCUUCGGCCAACGCUCUUUACUGUACUGAAGAUUUAGGUCCUACAUGCUUCAACAUAUCUUUUGCCGCAAGCGUCAAUAAUAUUAGUUGGGCCAAUCCAUCAGAAUCCAUCUUGCAAGCCUACUACAAGAACAUAAGCGAGCCGGUUUACGAAACAGAUUUCCCAGACGAGCCACCAGUUUAUUUCAACUUCACCGAAAUAGCCAUGACACUAGAUCCAGUGUUAACAGUCCAAGGGACAAAGGUGAAGGUGCUAGAGUAUAAUGAAACAGUUGAGAUGGUGUUUCAAGGCACUGAAGUGAUGGGAGGUUCUGUAAAUCAUCCAAUGCACUUGCAUGGACAUAGCUUUUAUGUGCUUGGUUUUGGUUAUGGGAAUUACUUCGCCGAGAGGGACUCAAAAACCUUUAAUCUGAUUGAUCCUCCUUAUGUAGCAACAUUCAUCACUCCAAAAAAUGGGUGGUUAGCUAUCAGAUUCGUAGCGAAUAAUCCAGGUGUGUGGUUUUGGCAUUGUCAUAUGGAGAGACACUUGACAUGGGGUAUGGAGUCUGCUUUUAUAAUCAAGGACGGGGGUACACCUGAGACUAGCAUGCUCCCUCCUCCGGCUACAAUGCCUUCCUGUGACGUUCCAUUGGAUUCUGCUACUCUCCCAAGUAACUCGGAAUUGAAUAAGAAUCAAAUAGAGUAAUUGAUGAAUUAAUGAUUAUGUCUUCAGUUGUACUGUUUAAUUUGAUAAAACUCGCAU